UUCAGACAUGGAGGAGGAGAAGGAGGCUCUGUGGAGACAGAUUCACAUGUUACAGGAUCUCAUCAAUAAUCACAAGACUCUGCACGGCAACGCACCGGCCUCUUCGCGGUGGAGGAACCCAACGCAGCCCGAGCACAGAGCACAGGGGGUCUUCCGUGGUGGGUCUACCCAAAGAGGGGGCCGGUUUAAUGCCCCCCAGCCACCUCAGCCCGGGAACACCUGGAGAAGGAAGUAUUCUCUCGUGAAUCGGACUUCCGAGGUAACAGAGCAGGCAUGCUUGGAUCCCGCAGCCACGUCUUCCGUGCCCCCGUGGGGCAGCAGUGAGACCCCAGCUCCGACGGGACCGGCGCGGACUUCUCAGGCGCCAACUAAGAACGCGGGGAGACAGAAGACCUCCAGGAAUCCUUCGCUUCUGAGCACCGGCAGCGUUUCCGCCGUGUCUGCGACAAAAGCUCCGGCCGCCGGGUCCCAAAAUAAAACGCAAACCGCGAAGGAGCCGGAAGAUCGCGGGAGGACAUGCGCAGAGCGGGCUGCCGGGCCGGUGACUGCUGCAAGUCCGCCAUCGUCCUUGGAACCAAAGGUGUCAUGGAAGCCGGCAGCUCAGGUACCGCGUUCUCUGUCCCUGAAAACCCCGACUCUUACAGCAUCUGAGGCAGAGACCGCUUCACCGGACCCCCCCGCUGACCCCCCCACGGAAUCCGCAAGCAGGCAUCAUGUGACAUCCCGCACCGUGUUCAGUGCAUCCAAAAGCACCUCAACUGCACAAGGACCCCCCAAAACCAGCAGAGCGGGAAAGGCAAAGUAUACGUGGGUAGCAAAUCCCGCUAAAACCCCCCCGGCUAGUAAGAAGAACGGCCCAAAUACAAAGAGGGGACCGGAGCCGGAGCGAACCAAGUCCCCAGUGAAGGGGAAGAAGAGCAGCCCCCAAAAGCCCGCCGCUCCCAAAAACAGGUACAAGUGGAACGCAGAGCGGGCCGGCCAGGCAAACCCCAGCACCUUGUCGCUGGCCACUGACAAGCCUGCAUCCGGCCCGGGGGCCGCACUGAAAAGCCCGGGGGCCGCGGGGCCAAAAACGCCAUUCAGGGAGUCUCCACAUUCCAGUUACAAAGUGAAAAGCAGGACCAAGAUCAUCAAGAGGAGAGGCAGCUCGAGCUCUCCUACGGAGAAAAAGGCCUCCCCUUUGGCCCCUUUCACCAUGAAGAGCCGCUACAGCCUAAGGAGGCGACACUCGCCGCGGAUGAAAUCCCCUCCGGCGCACAGGAGGAGCUCACCCAGGGCGCUGCUGCACAUCUCCAAGCACAAGCUGACGAGGGUCCCCCCGUCCACGCAGCGGAGCCCCGCCAGAGAAGGCUCUGCGUCGCCCACCAUGAAGACCCCCGCCUCCAGCCGCCUUAUAAAAACCCGCUACAGGAUUGUGAAACGAAGCUCCCCUCCUUCACACUCGCCGUCAACACUCAGCACCCUCAGCCAUUCUCUCACCUGGAGGAAACGGUUGCUGCUGCUCAGCCGGAUGCGCCAGCUGUCGCCGGGGGGUCGAUUCCAGUCAAACCAGCAGAGAUGGCGCAGUGGGGGGCUCUGCGUGAUCGGGGGCGCCAUGUACCGAGUGUCCGCCAACAAGCUGUCCAAGGCAUGGAGCCCGGGCACGGCCGGCAAACCAGCAGCGAGAGCCGGGAGGAUAGACCUCGGCGGCUCCAGCCCCCCCAGUAAACCCGCCACCCCGAGCCGGUACAUUGCGAGCCGUGCCGUCCAGCGCAGUUUGGCGAUCAUCCGCCAGGCGCAGCAGAAGAAGCCGCGCAAGGAGUACUGCAUGUACUACAACCGCUUCGGGAGGUGCAACCGCGGAGACCGCUGCCCCUACAUCCACGACCCGGAGAAGGUGGCCGUGUGCACCAGGUUCCUCCGCGGCACGUGUAAGAAGACGGACGGCUGCCCCUUUUCCCAUAAAGUCUCCAAAGAGAAGAUGCCCGUCUGCUCGUACUUCCUGAAGGGGAGAUGUCACAACAACGACUGUCUCUACAGCCACGUCUACGUCUCCAGGAAGGCCGCCGUCUGCCAGGACUUCCUGCGCGGAUACUGCCCCCUGGGAGAGAAGUGUAAGAAGAAGCACACCCUGCUCUGUCCGGACUACUCCAGGGACGGCAACUGCCCGAAGGGCAACAAAUGCAAGCUCCAGCAUCGGCAGAGAAAAAAGCGCGUGGAUAACGCGGCCCCCCAAGAACAGACCCCCACCACCCCCAAGAAAAGCCGACUUUCACCGGGGGCCGACGCGGACGGGUCGGGAACGAGCACCGGGGACGAGGAGCCCCCCGGCCGCCGUGGCUUACAGAACCUCCCGGCCUUCAUCUCGCUGAAUUCCUCUCUGACGCCCACCAGCCACCAGACCCCCGAGUCCAAGACGUCCAAGACAGCAGAGGACGCAGGGAAACGUCUCCAGAUUAAGCCGCGGCUCUGACGUCACUCACAGAGAAUCCGAUAAAUCUCAGGAUCCACAGCCCAGGGCUGCGUGUGCACUAGUGAACGGG
Molecule: messenger RNA, 2522 nt
Organism: Spea bombifrons (plains spadefoot toad)
Lineage: Eukaryota; Metazoa; Chordata; Amphibia; Anura; Pelobatidae
Gene: ZC3H3
Product: zinc finger CCCH-type containing 3
Exons: 12
Coding region: 8-2452 (814 amino acids)
Cellular component (GO): nucleus
Molecular function (GO): metal ion binding
Source: RefSeq, a predicted model, not a curated record